UUUUCAUCACUCUGUUCUGCCGCAUAUCAAACCACAGCCAAUAAUCUAACUGCAUUCCAGAGAGCCACCUUCAAUUCAAUUUAGUCCGCCUCGCUCUAACAUCUUCAUCUGCGACAGAAAAAAACAGUUAGCCUUCCUGGUCCAAAUAUCAUCAUCAAUUCUUCUGCUCUCUUUAUCCUACUUGAAUCACCAAAACAACCAAAGAAUCAGAGAAAACUCCGGGUUACCAAAAACAACAGAUUAAUUCAUACCACCCACAAAAGGAACAAUGGCAUCAGAAAGUACCAACAACACUAACAGCAGCAACAGCGACUCAUACCCGUUUCUGAGUAAGUUCGGUGGGGUUCAGACUCUUUCCAUUGUGGACUUCAUGAAGAUCUGGAGACACUAUGACUCAGACAAGAGUGGCUUCAUAGAAACAGAAGACAAGGAAGACGGGUCAAAUGAGUUCAGAGACUUCAUCUCCGAUUUCCUCAAGGUGUGUGUGGGCCAGUGUGACUCCGAGACUGUGAAGGAGACUAUGGAGUACUGCAUAGAGACCUAUGACGUCAACAACGACGGAAAAUUCCAGCUGGGAGAGAUGAUCAAACUGCUUCCUGUAGAGGACAACUUCAUGAGUCAGUUCCACUCCUCCCCCUCCUCUUCUUCUGCUGCUGCUGGUGGUGGGGGUGGGGGUGCAGGUGGGGUGAAGAGGGGUCCGAUCGCGAAGGAGGACUUUGAGCGCAUCUUCAAACACUACGACCAGGACAACUCCGGAAAAGUAGAGGGCGAGGAAAUAGACGGACUAAUCCGGGACUUAGUGAGUGUGGACGAUGAGGAGGCUGGGAGGGAACUGACGAUGGCGAAACUGGCAUCAAUUAGGGAGGAGCUACUUCAGGUAGCAGAUUUGGAUGGAGACGGACAGCUGGACAAGUCAGAGCUGGAGUACUUCCUAUCUGUGGGCAAGAAAUUCUAGAACAUUCCACUCCUUAGAUUGAGAAUAUUAUGAGUAUUCUACAAGGUGAAACGCAAAAAAAUUGAGAAGAAUUCUACAGCAAUAAGGGACUCAGUAUCACGGAAAACACGAAUUGUCACUUUAUAAUUCAUCAGCUAAGAAAAAAACGCUUUCGAAAUAUUUCAAUAUUCAGCAUCGUCUCAAUUUAUUCAAUUUAUUACUGCACAAUUUACAUUUCUGACGCUCAAUUAAUAACUUAUGAAAAGUUACCGAGAGAGCACUGUAUGCAUAACGACUUGUCAACUUAUUCGCUCAUCAAAUGAACAUUUUGAGGAACUGAAACACUAAAUCAAAAGUACCAAAGCAAGAUCAGAUUAAUAUGAAAGCGAAAAGAGUUGC
Messenger RNA from Symsagittifera roscoffensis, 1333 nucleotides. RefSeq names its product calbindin-32-like. The record is from RefSeq and is a predicted model, not a curated record. NCBI's taxonomy places the organism in Eukaryota, Metazoa, Xenacoelomorpha, Acoela, Convolutidae. Gene Ontology annotation, molecular function: calcium ion binding. Bases 269 to 955 code for a protein of 228 amino acids. The transcript is spliced from 6 exons. Gene Ontology annotation, biological process: regulation of cytosolic calcium ion concentration. Gene Ontology annotation, cellular component: cytosol; nucleus; synapse.